Molecule: messenger RNA, 2375 nt
Organism: Coffea eugenioides
Lineage: Eukaryota; Viridiplantae; Streptophyta; Magnoliopsida; Gentianales; Rubiaceae
Product: fatty acid amide hydrolase-like
Exons: 20
Coding region: 193-2061 (622 amino acids)
Molecular function (GO): catalytic activity
Source: RefSeq, a predicted model, not a curated record
GGCCUUGGGUAAAUAAGAAGGUGUCUUUUUCUUGGAAAGUCUUCUUCUUCAUCAACUCUUUUUUCUGCAUUUAUCCCUCAACAGUACUGCUCACACAUCACACACACACGCACACACACUGAACAUUAUGUGUGAUUAGACAGGCAUAUAUAUGCAUAUAUAGCAGAAAAACGUUCCAAUUAUAUUGGAAUAAUGGGAUUUCUGAAAGAUGAAGGCGUGGUUUACAAGCCCGUUGACAGUGUUGAUCUUGGCCCUGACAGCAAGGAAGUUUAUCUCCGAGCCAAUGUUAAAGCACCUCGAAUGGCUGGCUUUCUAGUUAAAGUUUUUGCUUGGCUCUUGGAGUCAAGAAUAUUUGGAGGUCUUAUGUUAUACAUCCUCAAGAGAAACAAUCUGAUUCAUAAGCUAGUUUCAUUUGCGGAGUUGCAAGAAUCACCUCUUUUUGUGCCAUUGCACCCUCAUGAAGGGCAUGGUGAAGAAGAAAAAUGCACCAAGUCUGAUCAUCUUUCUCCUGUGGAACAAGUUCAAUUGGCUACUGAUUGUCUUCAAACUUCAGAGGAAAUGAAUAAAAUUAAUCCAAAACUUAGUUUUCAACGCUGGACAAUACUGGAUUAUUCAAGAAGAUAUAUGUCUCAAGAAGUAACCCCUGUCAUGGUAGCAAAGAAGUUUAUAGCAGCUGUAAAUGAAUCAUCCAAGCCUUUACGACCUAUGUCAUUCUUUAUUGAUUUCAAUCCUGAAGAUAUAUUACAACAAGCUACCGAAUCAACUCAUCGGUAUGAACGAGGUGAGCAAAUAUCUGUUCUAGAUGGAGUUCUGAUUGCCAUUAAAGAUGAAAUAGAUUGUCUACCAUAUCCAACCACAGGAGGUACAAAGUGGCUACACAAAGUAAGACCGUGUAUUGAAGAUGCCUGCUGUGUUAAACGCCUAAGGUCAUGUGGUGCCAUUCUGGUCGGGAAAACAAACAUGCAUGAGCUUGGAGCUGGAACCAGUGGGAUAAAUCCUCAUUAUGGGACAACACGAAAUCCUUAUGACAGCAGCAGAAUUGCUGGUGGUUCUUCUAGUGGAUCUGCUGCUGUGGUAUGUGCAGGACUAUGCCCUGUUGCUCUUGGUGUUGAUGGAGGAGGAUCCGUACGAAUGCCGGCUGCUCUCUGCGGUGUUGUUGGUCUCAAGCCAACAUUUGGACGUGUACCACACUCGGGUGUUCUCCCUCUGAACUGGACAGUUGGGAUGGUUGGGAUACUAACUGGUACAAUUGAAGAUGCACUUAUAGUGUAUGGAGCUAUCAGUGGCCCAAUAUCAUCAGAUCAAUCUGCUCAAGUAAUGGUAUGUGGAGAUAUUACUUCACAUUCAAAUGCGGAGCCUAAAGUAUGUUUUCCAUUACUUAAGGCACCAGAGUGCAGAUCUGACAUCAAACUGGCAAAAUAUGGAGAGUGGUUCAAUGACUGCACUGAUGACAUAAGAGUCUGCUGUUCAAAUGCUUUGGCCAAAUUAUUUGAUGUCUAUGGUUGGAAGACCAUAGAGGUUACCAUGCCAGAGAUAGAGGUGAUGCGUCUAGCACAUUACUUGACCAUUGGCUCUGAAUGUAGUACUUCAAUUGCCUGUCAUCUGGAAAAGUUGGAUAUGGCAGAAUUGGGAUGGGAUGCUAGGGUAGCACUUUCCGUCUAUGGUGCCUUCAACAGCAGGGAGUACUUGAACGCCCAGAUGAUUAGGAACCGGCAGCUGCAGUUUUACAUGAAAAUAUUUGCCAAGGCAGAUGUCAUAGUUACACCGACAACUGGUGUAACAGCAUAUCCAAUAAAGGAUGAUGCUUUGAAGACUGGAGAGUUGGAUUACAUAAAUGGAGCUGCACUAGUUCGAUAUCAGAUAGCAGGGAACUUUUUGGGAUUGCCGGCAGUGACUGUUCCAGUUGGAUAUGAUAAAUCAGGAUUGCCAAUUGGUCUUCAAUUCAUCGGGAAGCCAUGGUCCGAAUCUCUGUUAAUCCAUGUAGCCUUCGCAAUGCAAGCACUAUGCAUAUCAGAUUACAGAAGGCCAGAAAUUUUCUAUGAUUUGCUAAGCAAGGAUUAAGUCAUUGACAGAAUUCUACAUGUACUGGCCUUCUCAUUUCCAGGAGAUUAACGAAGUAUUACCAAGAUAAAAGCAGUAAAGGACAGGUUAAUUAGCAUCCAUCUCUUCUAGAGUAAAGGACAGAUAAAUCAAUGUUCUUUGGUAUGGCUGUGAUAUGCAUUUAUUGUGUCCUGUUUUUAUACAUUUCCAAGUCUUUUUUCUUACAUGUAAUGGUACUUUUUGUCACUGUUUUGAAGUAUGUCUAUCAAAUGUUUAUCUUAAAACUGAAUGGUAAUGCGUACUUUAUUGAAUAGAAUUGUGCACUUUAAUAAGCA